AUGGAGUCAACGAGGCUCCAACUGCGGAGAAGAGAAGGGGUGGGAGAGACGCAGGAGAAGGUAGUCUGUGGAGAAGGAGACGGUAAGAUGCACAGAGCCCCAGACUUGGUGCAAUGGACCCGACAUAUGGAGGCUGUGAAGACCCAGUUCCUGGAGCAGGCUCAGGUACAGCUGGCAGAGCUGCUGGAUGGAGCCAUGUGGGAGGCUGUGCAAGCCUACCCACAGGAAGACAGACCUCUGCCCUCCACUGCCCCAGAUAAUACAAGCAAGACCCGGGAGUUACCCCAUGUGAGACGGAAGGUUUUUAUCACCCGAAAGUCACUGCUCGAUGAGCUGAUGGAAGUGCAGCAUUUCCGAACCAUCUACCACAUGUUCAUCGCGGGUUUGUGUGUCUUGAUCAUCAGUACCCUGGCCAUCGACUUCAUUGAUGAGGGAAGGCUGAUGCUGGAGUUUGACCUACUCAUCUUCAGCUUUGGACAGCUGCCCUUGGCGCUGAUGACAUGGGUUCCCAUGUUCCUGUCCACUCUGCUAGUGCCCUACCAGACCCUGCGGCUGUGGGCCAGGCCUCUAGCUGGGAGCUCCUGGAUGCUGGGGGCUGGCCUGGGCUGUGUUCUGCUGGCUGCCCACGCAGCAAUGCUCUGCAUCCUUCCAGUCCACAUGGCGGUGAAGCAUCAACUUCCGCCUGCCUCAAGCUGCGUGCUGGUCUUUGAGCAGGUCAGGUUCCUGAUGAAAAGCUACUCUUUCCUGAGAGAGACUGUCCCUGGGAUCCUUUGCGUCAGAGGUAAGGGUAUCGGUGCCCCUAGUUUCUCCAGCUACCUCUACUUCCUCUUCUGCCCUACACUUAUCUACAGAGAGACAUACCCCAGGACACCCAGCAUCAGGUGGAACUAUGUGGCCAAGAACUUUGCUCAGGCCCUGGGCUGCAUGCUCUAUGCCUGCUUCAUCCUGUGCCGCCUCUGUGUCCCUGUCUUUGCCAACAUGAGCCGGGAACCCUUCAGCACCCGUGCUCUGCUGCUCUCGGUCCUGCACGCCACGGGCCCAGGCAUCUUCAUGCUGCUCCUCAUCUUCUUCGCCUUCCUGCACUGCUGGCUCAACGCCUUCGCCGAGAUGCUGCGAUUUGGAGACAGGAUGUUCUACCGGGACUGGUGGAACUCUACUUCCUUCUCCAACUACUACCGUACCUGGAACGUGGUGGUCCAUGACUGGCUGUACAGCUAUGUGUAUCAAGACGGGCUGUGGCUUCUGGGCAGGCGGUCCCGUAGGGCGGCCAUGCUGGGCGUGUUCCUGAUGUCUGCGAUUGUGCACGAGUACAUCUUCUGCUUCGUCCUGGGGUUCUUCUACCCCGUCAUGCUGAUGCUCUUCCUUGUGUUUGGGGGGCUUCUGAACUUCACCAUGAACGACAGGCACACGGGUCCAGCCUGGAACGUCCUGAUGUGGACCUUGCUCUUUCUGGGCCAGGGCAUCCAGGUCAGCCUGUACUGCCAGGAGUGGUAUGCUCGGCGACACUGUCCCUUGCCCCAGACAACAUUCUGGGGGCUGGUGACACCUCGAUCUUGGUCCUGCCAUCCCUAGAAGUCAAUGCACCACACUUAGAUGAUGACGUCAGCUCUUCUCUACCUGUCAAGCCCAGGGCCAGGGCUCCUCACUGCACUCCCCUACCC
Molecule: messenger RNA, 1661 nt
Organism: Microtus oregoni (creeping vole)
Lineage: Eukaryota; Metazoa; Chordata; Mammalia; Rodentia; Cricetidae
Product: sterol O-acyltransferase 2
Exons: 15
Coding region: 1-1572 (523 amino acids)
Biological process (GO): cholesterol efflux; cholesterol homeostasis; cholesterol metabolic process
Cellular component (GO): endoplasmic reticulum membrane
Molecular function (GO): cholesterol O-acyltransferase activity; cholesterol binding; fatty-acyl-CoA binding
Source: RefSeq, a predicted model, not a curated record